Cannabis sativa is the source of this 629-nucleotide messenger RNA. RefSeq lists its product as uncharacterized. Lineage: Eukaryota; Viridiplantae; Streptophyta; Magnoliopsida; Rosales; Cannabaceae. The coding region runs from base 246 to 629 and encodes 127 amino acids. The transcript has 2 exons. The record is from RefSeq and is a predicted model, not a curated record.
CCCCAGCAGAUCCAUCUACCCCACCACCAGCUGCUUCACCCCCAGUAGAAGAGGAUGAGGUCUUCCCCGACGAUUACGAUCCUUAUGAGGGAGCUCCAGCGACUCCGAUCGAGGCACAACCUCUUAUCCAUGUACAUGACACCGAGUCGCAGGGUGAGAUUCUGUCCAUAGAGGCACAACCUGCAGUGGUUAAGAGUCGGAAGAGGAAGAGAAAGCCUCCUGUAUGGUUCGGUGACUAUACGGAGAUGAAGAGGAGACAUAGGCCAUCUUCGACUUUUGAUCCCCUGGAGCCACCGGAUGAGAAAUUGUUAACCACUUUCCGAAAGUGGUGUGUUGGACUCAUUCCGAACCACCGACUUCGGGAUUUGAGAAGUGGUGAUUACGGUCCAGGAUUCUUUUGGAUAAUGCUCACACCAAAGGAAUGGCUUACAGAUGACCAUAUAGAUGCAGCAAUGCAUAUGCUGAGGAGGCGACGCACCGACUAUCCACUGACAUUUCCUCAUAAGGGUAUCAUUCUCUCCACAUUCGUGACCGCCAUGAUCAGCAGUGCAUGGACGAGCCACAAGGGUCCGAGGAAAAACUUUAAAUGGGAGGAUUAUAUCCUGGACUACUGCACGGUGGGCUCAUAA